AUGCCGAGUUCCAUCGCGUCGUCACCGCCGACACUCCUUUUCGACGAAGAAAAGGAUGCUUCGACGUCGCGAGCACCCAGCACCACAGCGUCGUCACCGCCAGCCAACCCGUUGUCCGAGUGUGCCGGUAGCAGUCGCGCACCGAGCGAGGAGCCGGCGGAAUCCGAUUACGAGGACGCUACUAACAUGGACCUGGAACGAAGACUCGCCAAGUUGAGGAAGGUGCUAGAGAAGUCGAAGAUAUAUUCGCAAAUCCUACACGAUCGCCUGGAACAAGAUAAACUGAGGCAGAAGCAAAUACAGGAGCAGCAACGAAGCAAAGUUGGCAGUAAACGCUCUCGAGGGGCAGCCGACCAGGGAGGCGGCAAGAAGAAGUUGAAGAAAACCACGAAUGGCAAGGCCGUCGCUCAGGAGGAUUCUGACGAGAAAACCGCCGAGGAGACUGUGUUCCAGCAACCUCGCCUUAUUACUGGCGCCACCCUGAAGCCAUACCAGCUGGAGGGCCUUCAGUGGAUGGUGUCACUCGACCAGAACGGCAUCUCUGGCAUUCUUGCCGACGAAAUGGGUCUAGGAAAGACGCUACAAACCAUCGCGUUCAGCGCGUACCUUCGAGAGCGCAACAACAGUCGUCCAUUCCUCAUCGUUUGUCCGCUUAGCGUUUUGCACAACUGGAUAGCAGAGUACGAAAAGUUCGCGCCGUCUAUCCCUGUGUGCAUGUACCACGGCACCCCAGAGGAGCGAGCAGAGUUAAGACGCACCGUGAUGUCCCUCACAGAAAUCCACAAAACGGACGAGGAGAAGGCGAAGACCAAGAAGAAAGCGCCACGGAAGUCUCGGUCAGGCCGUAAACUCAAAAGAACGGCGAAGGCGGCGGUUGUCGAGGACGAGUCUGAGGAAGAGGAAAAAGAGCCGGAGCCGCUUUCAUCCUUCCCUGUUGUUGUCACGACGUACGACAUCAUUAUGCGGGACCGUGUUCACCUUUCCCGGUACCAGUGGGGCUACAUUGUCGUCGACGAGGGUCAUCGCUUAAAAAACCUCAACUGCAAGCUGAUGACGGAAAUCAAGAAGUACAGCAGUGCUGGAAGAAUGAUCCUGACUGGAACUCCCUUACACAACAACUUGGCCGAAUUGUGGUCACUCCUCAAUUUCAUUCUUCCCGACAUUUUUGACGACAUCGAGACUUUCCAAGCAUGGUUCAACCUCCCCUCGCUGCAAGAGACAUUACCACAGGAGCAGUCGUCCAGUAUCAUCACCUCUCUGCAUGCGAUCCUCAAGCCCUUCCUCCUGCGUCGACUGAAAGUCGAUGUCGAAAUGAAUCUGCCGCCAAAGAAGGAGUAUGUCCUAUACGCUCCUCUUAGUGUACGCCAGCGCGAAGCAUACGACAAGGUGUUGGAUGGUCAGAUCAGGCAGUGGCUUAUUUCUGGUGGAACCGAAGGGAAGCAGUCGAAACCCGUGGCUGUUGAAGCUCCAGUUGCCGCCAAGGCCGACGAUGAAACUAUCGGCAAGCGCUUGGCGAGGAGGGCCAAAGGCAAGAAGAGCUAUGCUGUAGAUGGGGAUGACGACGAGUACUUUGAGCUCUUGGAGCAGGGAGAGUUCGACGAACGGGGAAGGAGGCGCAAGUUGACCAAGGAGGAGGAGGAAGAAGAGGAAGCACGGAUUGGCCGGGAGCAUCAGGCACGACAGAAAGGCGCGUUUUUCCUAGUUGUCAGUCUAGCCAGUGCUAACGUCCCCCCAGUUAGACAGGUCAACAAUAUGCGACUACAAAACACUGUCAUGCAACUUCGGAAAGUCUGUUCACAUCCUUUCCUCUUCGACUGGCCGAUCGACCCCAAGACAAUGCAACCGAUCAUAGGCGAGGAGUUGGUAAACGCGAGCGGCAAGAUGAUGGUCCUUGACCGUCUUCUCCGGGAGCUUUUCCGACGUGGCCACAAAGUUCUGUUGUUCAGCCAGUUCACCACCAUGUUGGAUAUCAUCGAGGACUGGGCUGUUGAGAACAUGGGGUGGUCGAUAUGUCGAAUCGACGGUUCCUCGAGCCCCUUGGACAGAAAGGCGGAAAUGGAGCGCUUCCAAACAGGAGGGGACGAUCCUGAUGCGCCCCGCUUGUUCCUGCUGAGCACACGGGCUGGAGGAUUAGGCAUUAACCUCGUGGCUGCCGAUACAGUCAUUUUCUAUGACCAGGACUGGAAUCCUCAAAUGGAUGCUCAGGCGCAGGACAGAGCCCAUCGUAUUGGACAAACCAAGCCUGUCCUUAUCUUCCGACUAGUCAGUGCCCACACCAUCGAGACCAACAUCAUGCAACGGGCGGCUGAGAAACGGAAACUUGAAGCACUUGUCAUUGCCAAGGGUAAAUUCCGAAAACCUGCCGCUGCUGCUCCUGCCGCAAAUAACAGGCGUGAGACGGCGGCAGAGAUGGCUGCUGAGCUGUUGAGGCUUGAAGGGGAAAAGAUAGAGGUUGUUCCGGACACUAAAGAGGGCAAGGCCAGAGUCCUGAGCGAUGAAGACCUGGACAUGCUGCUGGACCGGAGUCCCGAGGUUUUCGCGGAUCGUGGCAAGGGCUGGACAUCCACCACAGCCAGGACGACCACCCCUUCUGCUGCUGGACGGUCGCCAUCUGGACGAGGGAAGAGGACUGCGUUCGCUGUUUACGAGGCACCCGCCGAAGAAGGCAACGAUGUACUCGCCCGAAUGUUCGGAGAAAAUGACGCGGAUGAUUAG
Coprinopsis cinerea okayama7#130 is the source of this 2715-nucleotide messenger RNA. RefSeq names its product SNF2-family ATP dependent chromatin remodeling factor snf21. The record is from RefSeq and is a predicted model, not a curated record. Gene Ontology annotation, molecular function: ATP-dependent chromatin remodeler activity; DNA binding; ATP binding. The transcript is spliced from 11 exons. Bases 1 to 2715 code for a protein of 904 amino acids. Lineage: Eukaryota; Fungi; Basidiomycota; Agaricomycetes; Agaricales; Psathyrellaceae. Gene Ontology annotation, cellular component: nucleus.